AUGAAGAGUGCGCGUAGGUACUGCACUUUCAACAACUCCACAACAAAUGGUGUUGCUGUGUUGUACGAUGGCUACGCGACUUUUAAGGAGGAAGGCAACACCUUCACUUAUUCCUACGUAAACGGGGUCGGCAACUUGUCAACGAAUGGAGAUAAGGAAAACAUCCAGUGUGUUCCAUCAUCUACGUUUCCAUUUAACGCCAUCCUACCUGCACUGAACGAUGCGACGCCCAUUUCAAGUGCGUCAAUCGGCGACGAAGCGGUCGAGUGCGCGAGUGGAAACCUGUUUAAAACAACGUUUGCUGGAGUCCACUUUGCUAUCUGCGUGACAGGCGAGUCUGAAUUUAUUGCAUACAGCAGUGACUUCACGAUCGACGUCGAGUAUUUGGAGAAACCUGUAAAGAUUCCGAGGACAGAAGAAGCCACUUGUACUGCCGUGGCUACACUGACAUCUUUGACUCCAACAGCGUUAGCACUUAUAACUGGAGGGAUCAUCCCGACGUGUAUUAAUAACACGAGACUGCUCAAGGUUGCAGAGCACAUGUCGAUGGAAGCGUCUUCGUGUAAGUGUAAGUCUACGCCUCGUCCGUGCAUCUUCUUCCACGGAAUUGGCAACGCGCACAAAGAAAGCGGGCGGUAG
Messenger RNA from Phytophthora infestans T30-4, 639 nucleotides. RefSeq lists its product as uncharacterized. The record is from RefSeq and is a predicted model, not a curated record. NCBI's taxonomy places the organism in Eukaryota, Oomycota, Peronosporomycetes, Peronosporales, Peronosporaceae. The transcript is spliced from 3 exons. The coding region runs from base 1 to 639 and encodes 212 amino acids.